Messenger RNA from Eutrema salsugineum, 972 nucleotides. RefSeq lists its product as uncharacterized. Gene Ontology annotation, molecular function: electron transfer activity. Bases 1 to 972 code for a protein of 323 amino acids. Lineage: Eukaryota; Viridiplantae; Streptophyta; Magnoliopsida; Brassicales; Brassicaceae. Gene Ontology annotation, cellular component: plasma membrane. The transcript is spliced from 2 exons. The record is from RefSeq and is a predicted model, not a curated record.
AUGACACAACUUGACACAGGCUCCGCUCCUCUCCAAAACUCGUAUUCCCAUUGCUCCAGCUCAGCUACAAGUCCAACUCCGCAUCCAGCUGCGUUCAAGACCUUGAUUUGUUCCUUACUUCAGCCUCGUGCUACUUCUUGCCUUAGUUCCGCUGAUACAAAAAGUGCUUCAGACGUCACUACAUCUUCAAUAACAAACUUCACAAUUCUCUUGGGUUGCUGCUCCGCGACGAUCUACAAAGUGGGAGACUCUGAUGGAUGGACUGCCAAAGACGAGGUCUAUUAUCGUUGGACCGAGCGUAAGGAAUUUCACGUUGGAGAUUAUCUGGUAUUUGAGUACGAUCACAACUUUAACAACGUCACACAAGUCUCCCGAGCUUUGGAGUCCCAAUUCUGCGACUCUUCUUUUCCUACAGUCGUAUACAACACAGGACACGAUAUCAUAACCCUUACGGAACCAGGUUCUUACUUCUUCAUUACGUCAAAUUAUACUCAAUGUUCAUCCAGACAGAAGAUCGAGUUUCUUGUCGUCCAUGACCCAUCAUGUCCGGUUCCUCCACCACCGAGCCAAGUCCUUCCUUUAGAAAAGAUCUACAAGGUCGGUGACUCCAAAGGAUGGAGGGUUUACGACAGUAACUACUAUUACAAGUGGAGCAAGAAGAAAGAGUUUCAUGUUGGAGACAAUCUCCUUUUUGAAUACGGCCAAGAAUUAUACGACGUUUUAGAAAUCAGUGGUGAUCUGGAAUUCUUAUACUGCAACCUGACGUCACCUGCUGCCGUGCACAAGACUGGCUGUGAUCUCGUCAGGCUCACCAAACCAGGAGUUCAUUAUUUUAUAAGCUUGAAGCCAGGUCAUUGUGAGGCAGGGCUUAAGCUUCAAGUCGUGGUCGGACCAACAACCAAUUUUCCGAAGUUGUUGGCUAUGGACGGUCUCACAAGGUGGUUACGCAUGUUGACAUCCCCUCAUCACUAA